GUGAAUCAUUAAACAGAGUGGUAUUUAAACCCAUCAACCUGCAGGUGUUACUGUGGCGAAGUCUCCUCCUCACUGAGCACUGCGCGGUGCACAGCCCAUCAGACAGUUUCCUCCAGAAUGUCCAAUUCACCCGAGCUCCUGGUCUCCAAAGAGACCCGGGACGUUCCACGUUAUGUGUCCUCACCUCCACCACCAGCUCCACCAGCAGCUCCACCGCUGCUCUCCUUCAAAGGACCUCCAUCUCCACCCUACCCUGCAGCCUCGUCAAAAACCAAGAUGACCUGCAUCCAUCAGCCUGCUGCCGGGUACGGCUCCCUCCUGGACUUCCACACCGAGGCCUCGAUGGACACAACUCUGCUGAUGGACUCGUCUUCUUUUGAUGACCACAAAGCGAGGAGAGCGUUCGCCAAAAAGGUGUUCUGGAUCCUGACCCUCCAGCUGCUGUUCUCCUUCGGCGUCUUGUGUGCGUCCUUCUUUGUAGUGAAGGACGCACACAACAAGUGGCUCUACGUCGGCUCCCUGCUCGCCUUCGGCGGCUUCACCGCCGCCCUCAGCAUCUGCAAGUCCUUCAGCCAACGUCACCCCUGGAACAUGGAGGGAUGGGUUGUGGUCACUGUGAGCUUGUCACACAUGGUGGGAACCAUCGGCUCCUUCCACGCCUUCAACCACGUCUUCAUCACUGUGGGAGUCCUGAUGGUCAUUGCUGUCGCCAUCGUUGCCUUCUCUGCACAGUCUAGAGGUGCCUAG
This is a messenger RNA of Pungitius pungitius (ninespine stickleback), 747 nucleotides long. RefSeq names its product protein lifeguard 1-like. Gene Ontology annotation, biological process: negative regulation of apoptotic signaling pathway. Gene Ontology annotation, cellular component: Golgi apparatus; endoplasmic reticulum. The record is from RefSeq and is a predicted model, not a curated record. Bases 118 to 747 code for a protein of 209 amino acids. NCBI's taxonomy places the organism in Eukaryota, Metazoa, Chordata, Actinopteri, Perciformes, Gasterosteidae. The transcript is spliced from 5 exons.